Messenger RNA from Trichosporon asahii var. asahii CBS 2479, 1065 nucleotides. Its product is annotated as isoprenoid biosynthesis-related protein. Gene Ontology annotation, molecular function: (2E,6E)-farnesyl diphosphate synthase activity; dimethylallyltranstransferase activity. Gene Ontology annotation, biological process: trans, trans-farnesyl diphosphate biosynthetic process. The transcript is spliced from 3 exons. The coding region runs from base 1 to 1065 and encodes 354 amino acids. Lineage: Eukaryota; Fungi; Basidiomycota; Tremellomycetes; Trichosporonales; Trichosporonaceae. The record is from RefSeq and is a predicted model, not a curated record. Gene Ontology annotation, cellular component: cytoplasm.
AUGGCCGACAAAGCUGCUGCCAAGGCUGCCGCCCGCGCCAAGUUUGAGGGCGUCUUCGACACCAUCGCCGAUGAGCUCCUCGCCUACCUCAAGGGCGAGGGCAUGCCUGCCGACGCCAUCGAGUGGUACAAGAAGAACCUCUACCACAACGUUCCCGGCGGAAAGCUGAACCGUGGUCUUUCGGUCGUCGACACCCUCGAGAUCCUCAAGGGCUCGGCCCUCACCGACGACGAGUACUUCCAGGCCGCGCUCCUCGGCUGGUGCAUCGAGCUCGGCUUCUUCCUCGUCUCUGACGACCUCAUGGACGCCUCGAUCACCCGCCGUGGCCAGCCGUGUUGGUACCGCAUGCCCGGUAUCGGCAACAUUGCGAUCAACGACUCGUUCAUGCUCGAGGCCGCGAUCUACUACCUGCUGAAGAAGCACUUCCGCCAGCAGCCGUACUACGUCGACCUGCUCGAGCUCUUCCUCGAGACGACGUUCCAGACCGAGCUCGGCCAGCUGAUCGACCUGAUCACUGCGCCCGAGGACGACGUCGACCUGUCCAAGUUCUCGCUCGAGAAGCACCACCUCAUCGUCGUGUACAAGACGGCGUACUACUCCUUCUACCUCCCCGCCGCCCUCGCCAUGCGCGUCCACGGCAUCAAGGACGAGGCCGCGUACAAGGCUGCCCUCGACAUCCUCCUCCCCAUGGGCGAGUACUUCCAGGUCCAGGACGACUACCUCGACGCCUACGCCCCGCCCGAGGUCCUCGGCAAGAUCGGCACCGACAUUCUCGACAACAAGUGCUCGUGGAACGUCAACACGGCCCUCAAGCACGCUACCCCCGAGCAGCGCCAGAUCCUCGACAAGUACUACGGCAACAAGAAUGACAAGGAGGCCGAGGCCGAGGUCAAGAAGAUCUUCUCGUCCGACAAUGUCGACAUCCCCGGCCGCUUCGAGAAGUACGAGGCUGAGAGCUACGACAAGCUCAACAAGCUCAUCGACCAGAUCGACGAGGACAAGACCGGCCUCAAGAAGCAGGUCUUCACCUCCUUCCUCGAGAAGGUCUACAAGCGCCAGAAGUAA